UGUUUAUUACAUGGGCAUAUAUAUUUGUCAAAACUCACCAAACUUUAUACUUAAAUCAAUAGAAUUUGUUGUGUGUACUUCUCAAAUCAAAAAAAAAAAAAAAUUAAAGGCUACAAAAUAGAUUUUAUUUAAAACUUCUUUGGACUUCCCUAGUGGUUCAGUAGUAAAAAAAAAAAAAAGAGAGAGAAAAAAAAGUCCAAUGCAUGGGAUUCAUUCUGCUCAUGAAGGGCAUGGGCUGGAUCCCUGGUCCAGGAAGAUCCCACGAGCUUCGGGGCAGCUAGCCUGUGCGCCACAACUGAAGCCAGAGCGCCUAGAGCCCGUGCCCCAGGCAAGAGAGCAGCCCCCCUCGCCGCAGCUAGAGAAAGCCUGCACGCAGCAACAAAGACCCAAGGUACUCAGAAACAAUAAAAUAAAAAUAGUACUUUAUGAAAAACGAAAAAAAAAAAAAAUGUAAAAACUCCUUUUCCUCCGGAUAUCCAAGGUCUGACAUCCAAAUUAGAUAGGCUGAACUUCAUAUUAUUUGCUUUGUUUCCACAGGUGUUGGGAGAGAUAGACUUCUAGACUUUACACAGCCACCAAGGCAACAGUGCUAAGAAAACCAUUAAUCAAGAUCUCACAAUGCCUAUUUGCAAUCAGAACACAGUGAACACCCCGGGUUAUAAAAGCAGGUGAAACCUACCUAAAAGACCUAGUCAGGCACAAUGUUGGCGUUCUUGAUUCUCGUGACUGUGACCCUAGCAUCUGCUCACCAUUCUGGUGAGCACUUUGAAGGUGACAAGGUGUUCCGGGUCCAUGUUGAAGAUGAAAAUCACAUCAGCUUACUCCAUGAGCUGGCCAGCACCAAGCAGAUGGAUUUCUGGAAACCAGAUUCGGUCACACAAAUCAAACCUCACAGUACAGUUGACUUCCGUAUUAAAGCAGAAGAUACUGUCGCUGUGGAAGACUUUCUGGGGCAGAACAGACUACGAUAUGAGGUAUUGAUAAGCAACCUGAGAUCCAUGCUGGAGGCUCAGUUUGAUAGCAGAGUCCGUGCUACUGGACACAGUUAUGAGAAGUACAACCAGUGGGAAACGAUAGAGGCAUGGACUGAACAAGUCGCCAGUGAAAACCCAGACCUCAUCUCUCGCAGUGCCAUCGGAACUACAUUUUUAGGAAACACUAUCUACCUCCUCAAGGUUGGCAAACCUGGAUCAGAUAAGCCUGCCAUUUUCAUGGACUGCGGCUUCCAUGCCAGAGAGUGGAUUUCCCCUGCAUUUUGCCAGUGGUUUGUCAGAGAGGCUGUUCGGACCUAUGGACGUGAGAUCCACAUGACAGAAUUUCUCGACAAGCUAGACUUCUAUGUCUUGCCUGUGGUCAACAUUGAUGGCUACAUCUACACCUGGACCACGAACCGCAUGUGGAGAAAGACCCGUUCCACCAAAACUGGAUCUACCUGCACUGGCACAGACCUCAACAGAAACUUUGAUGCUGGCUGGUGCCGUAUUGGUGCCUCUACAAACCCCUGCGAUGAAACAUACUGUGGAUCUGCUGCCGAGUCUGAAAAGGAGACCAAGGCCGUGGCUAAUUUCAUCCGCAGCCACCUGUCCUCCAUCAAAGCAUACCUGACAAUCCACUCCUACUCUCAGAUGAUGCUCUACCCUUACUCCUAUGAUUACAAGCUCCCCAAAAACAACGUUGAGUUGAACGCCCUCGCCAAGGCUGCCGUGAAAGAGCUGGCCACGCUGCAUGGCACCUCGUACACCUACGGCCCAGGAGCGUCAACGAUCUAUCCUGCUGCUGGGGGCUCUGACGACUGGGCUUACGAUCAAGGAAUCCAAUAUUCCUUCACAUUUGAACUCCGGGAUAAAGGCAGAUACGGUUUUCUCCUCCCUGAAUCCCAGAUCCAGCCGACCUGUGAGGAGACAAUGCUGGCCAUCAAGUACGUUACCAGCUAUGUCCUGGGACAUCUGUACUGAGCCAGAGUGCUAAGAGCUUGAUUUCUGAAUAUUUGUUCUGUUUCUCUUCUAUCCUGAAUUCCUACUUCUGUGGGCUUGGAUGUUUUUUUCCCAAUCCUCAUCUUUCUUUUAAGCUUCUGGGUCUAUUAAGCUACUUGGAUCUUUAAUAUUGAUCAUAAUAAAAGUGAAUCGGUAUAACUGAA
This is a messenger RNA of Cervus elaphus (red deer), 2137 nucleotides long. It is a transcript of the gene CPB1, whose product is annotated as carboxypeptidase B1. NCBI's taxonomy places the organism in Eukaryota, Metazoa, Chordata, Mammalia, Artiodactyla, Cervidae. The record is from RefSeq and is a predicted model, not a curated record. The coding region runs from base 702 to 1955 and encodes 417 amino acids. Gene Ontology annotation, molecular function: metallocarboxypeptidase activity; zinc ion binding. Gene Ontology annotation, biological process: proteolysis. The transcript has 11 exons.